GCCUGUGCUGUCACUAAAAAGUUUUGAAGCGUGCCACCAAGAGAGAUGUCACGACGUGACCAUUACGACUCUUUGAAUUACGGAUCGACGUCGCGAGGCGCCCCUCUGAAGGACAAAGUUCAUCUCGACGGAUUUACGUCGUCCGAUGGCGAAGGAUAUCAAUUGUCUGGUGAGGCUAACGAUUUUGACUCUCAGUGUCAGGAGAUGAGUAAUGCUUUUCAAUCCAUUUCCAGAAACACUUCACAGAUGGAGCGAUUAGUGAGACAAAUUGGAACGCCAAGUGAUGCACCUGGACUAAGGCGGCGACUGGGUGAUUUAAGAUCGAGUGUCAAAGAGGAGGUAUCAGACACUGCUCAAACGUUGAAGAGAUUAGAAGAAACAGCACGUGAACCCGGCCGUAGACACGAACGACUGCGUAUUGAGAGGUUGAAAAGCGAAUAUUAUGAUACGACAAAACGGUAUCGAAACCUUCUCAAGAUUUGGUUGAAGCCAAUAUUACAACGGUUAAAAUUAGAGUCGAAGAAGGAAACCAACAACUGAAAUCGGCUACUAAAUAUCAGGUUUGACAUGAAAUAUAGAUAUGCA
Molecule: messenger RNA, 585 nt
Organism: Corticium candelabrum
Lineage: Eukaryota; Metazoa; Porifera; Homoscleromorpha; Homosclerophorida; Plakinidae
Product: syntaxin-7-like
Exons: 6
Coding region: 46-540 (164 amino acids)
Biological process (GO): vesicle-mediated transport
Cellular component (GO): membrane
Source: RefSeq, a predicted model, not a curated record